GCCGCUCUCAGAUUCCUUUGCCUUGUAUGGCUAAAGGCUCCAGACGCGCCUGGCCGCGGGACGCUGACCUUAUUGGCCGGCUCAGGAACAGGGAGGUGUGGAGAAACGCCUGAAACACCAAACAAACUUCCCUUCAGCCCAGCGGAGGAACAGACCCAAGGCACACAGACCUUCUCUCACCCCUUUCAACAGGAAAACAAGAACCAAACCCUACAGUCAGAAUGUCUGCAGCCAAGCGUGCCAAAGGAAAGACCACAAAGAAGCGGCCACAGAGGGCCACGUCCAACGUCUUCGCCAUGUUCGACCAAUCACAGAUCCAGGAGUUCAAAGAGGCCUUCAACAUGAUCGAUCAGAACAGAGACGGAUUCAUCGAUAAAGAGGAUCUACACGACAUGCUGGCCUCCCUGGGGAAGAACCCGUCUGACGAGUACCUGGAGGGAAUGAUGAGCGAAGCUCCCGGACCCAUCAACUUCACCAUGUUCCUCACCAUGUUUGGAGAACGUCUGAACGGAACCGACCCCGAAGACGUCAUACGAAACGCCUUCACAUGCUUCGAUGAAGAUGCUUCUGGUUUCAUCCAUGAGGACCAUCUCCGCGAGCUGCUGACCACCAUGGGGGAUCGUUUCACAGAUGAAGAAGUGGACGAGCUCUUCCGCGAGGCGCCGAUCGACAAGAAAGGAAACUUCAACUACGUGGAGUUCACUCGCAUCCUCAAACACGGAGCCAAAGACAAGGACGACAUAUAAAAACCAGCAUCUGAUGACAUGAAAUCACCUAGUUAACAUAUAAUAGACCAGAUCAAAACAACACAAAAACAAAAGCACCCUUUAACAUGAAGAUAACGAUAUGAAAAUAAACAUAACAA
This is a messenger RNA of Cyprinus carpio (common carp), 865 nucleotides long. Its product is annotated as myosin regulatory light polypeptide 9. Lineage: Eukaryota; Metazoa; Chordata; Actinopteri; Cypriniformes; Cyprinidae. The record is from RefSeq and is a predicted model, not a curated record. Gene Ontology annotation, cellular component: cytoplasm; stress fiber; myofibril. Gene Ontology annotation, biological process: platelet aggregation; myofibril assembly. Gene Ontology annotation, molecular function: calcium ion binding.